AUGUCAUCGCACAAGGAGAUUGUGUCCUCGUUCGUUGAGGGAGCUCCCCCUGGCGAGCUCGCCGAUCUUCCAGACAUCAAGGCCCUCACUAGCUCGACCCCUAACCUGCUGAACGAGCUCGGCCCGGCGUUCCAGAAGUACAACGAGGAACAGUUUGCGACGGUGAAGCUUCCCGGCGGUAGCCAACCCGUUAUCAUCAGCUCCCACAGCUCCCUGGAAGACGGCCGCUACUACGAUGUUGAGAGCUCCUCGAGCUUCGCCUACGACCACAUUACUCAGAAAGCCAGCGAUGUCCAGAGCCACGUUCUAGAAGGCGAGCAGGCCGAUUUGGUGAAAUCCACGAUUAAGGGGCUUUCGGCCUACGUCAAGGAGCACUUCCCGAAUGCCGCCUAUGGCGCCUACCCGAUAGCGAACGACUCCAAGGUCGCGGUCAUCAUUGUCGCGAACAAGUACAGCCCGAACAACUUCUGGAACGGACGUUGGCGCUCGCUAUACAUCUACGACCCUUCCAACAGCUCCAUUGAGGGCUCAAUCAAGGUAGACGUGCACUACUACGAGGACGGAAACGUGCGCCUGUUGACCAACAAGAUGGUCAAUGUGAACAUGUCGUCGGGCACCGGCAGUGGCAUUGCCAAGGAGAUCUCGGUGAACGAGAAGAAGUACCAGGAGGAGUUGAACAAGAGCUUCACCAGCCUCAGCGAGGGCGCUUUCAAGGGCUUGAGGAGACAGCUGCCGGUGACAAGACAGAAGAUCGAGUGGGACAAGGUUGCCAGCUAUCGCCUGGGACAGGAUAUCGGUGGUGGAAGCUCUAGGCGGUAA
This is a messenger RNA of Sordaria macrospora k-hell, 819 nucleotides long. Lineage: Eukaryota; Fungi; Ascomycota; Sordariomycetes; Sordariales; Sordariaceae. The record is from RefSeq and is a predicted model, not a curated record.